UAACAUGAGCCUCUCUAACGAUAACUUUACCUCAUUUGAAGCCAUCGAACCACAUUUCUCAUUGGUGACAGCCAUUCGUGUAUAGUAAAUACCCAAUGCACCUAUCUCGACUUAGAACGGACAGUUAUCGAUUAGAUUGCCGAGCGAAAAUCGACUGUAAAUUAAUGCUUCGGCAUGGAUUCGGCAUGUUAAAGGUGGACACGAAAACUAUUCAAAAGAUGUCCACAGAGUAUGACGUGGCUAUUAUUGGUGCAGGGAUAAGUGGUCUGUGCUCUGCCAAAAUUUUACAAGAAAAAUAUGGUCUCAAUGUUGUUGUUUUGGAGGCAAGGGAUAGGGUUGGUGGCCGAACUUUGACAGUAAAGGAUUCGUCCUUUGGGUACUGUGAUCUUGGUGGUUCGUACAUAGGCUCUACUCAAAUCAAAGUCAAACAGUUGGUUGAAGAUCUUUCAUUGGAGUUAUAUAAGAUCAAUGAUAAAGGCUAUGAUGUCCAUUAUUUCUUGGGUAAAAGACAGCUAAAUAAAGGAACAGUACCAUUGGGAUCUUCUUUAUUGGGCAUCCUAGACGUCAAUAACUUUUGGAUCCAUAUUGACAAGAUGUCUAAACAGGUUCCCUUAGAUAAACCAUGGUUAGCAGCCAAGGCUGAUGAAUGGGAUAAACUUACUGUCAAAGAAUAUAUCCACAAAAAGUGUUGGACAAGGUAUGGUAGAUCUGCAGCUUCAGGUUUUGUUCAGGGCAUCCUCACAUCAGAGCCUCAUGAAGUGUCGCUACUCUUUUUCCUUUGGUAUUUGCAUUCAGGGGGAGGCAUAAUACGAAACUGGGAAAUAUCUGAUGGAGGUGCUCAAGAAUUUAAAAUAGUGGGUGGCUCUCAGCAAAUUAGUAAUAGAUUGGCAAAUAGGAUUGGAUCUGAUAAGGUUCACCUUGGCAGUGAUGUUACCCAUAUUUAUCAGCAAGACUCUGGGAGUGUUCUCAUUACUUGUGGUUAUGGAGUACAAUACAAGGCAAAGAAAGUCAUCAGUACAGUUCCCCCUGCUUUACUCAAUAGGAUACGAUUCAACCCACCUUUGCCUGGUUUAAAGUUACAGGCAUAUCAAAGAAUGCCUGUUGGAUCUAUUAUCAAAACUGUUACUUUCUAUGACAAGACAUUCUGGAGACAAAAGGAUCUGUCAGGAAUGUUUACAUGUGAUUGUGUUCCUGUUGAAGAAGCCUAUGAUGACACUAAACCAGAUGGGACACACCCUGCAAUCAUGGGAUUUGUACUGGCUGAUUCAGCAAGAGAUGUCUGCAAACUAACCAAGGAUGAAAGAAAAAAGUUGGUUUGUGAACAGUAUGCAGAGAUGUAUGGAUGUCAAGAAGCCUUACAGCCUGUUAAUUAUAUUGAGAAAAACUGGAUGGAAGAUGAGUAUGCUGGUGGUUGCUAUGUUGGAGUGUUUCCUCCUGGAAUUCUGACUAAAUAUGGAAAAGUCUUAAGGGAGAGGUUUGAGAAUGUACACUUUGCUGGGACCAUAACAGCCUCUCACUGGGCUGGUUACAUGGAAGGAGCUGUUGAGUCAGCAGAAAGGGUUUCCCUGGAGGUUGCUCACUCUCUUGGCAAAAUCAAUGAGGAAGAAUUCAAAUCUUUAAUUUCCCAAACAACAACACCUGGCUUUCCAUUCCUUCAGUUCAGUUUCACACAAAAAUACUUGAUGCCAUCAGUUCCAGGUUUAUUAGGACUGUCAGUGCUUGGCGUUGGUACUAUUGCAUUAAUAGUGGUCUCAAUUUAUCACAAAAAAUCAUAAAUAUAUGAAUUAAAUUAAUUUAAUUAUGAUUAAAUACUGUCUGAUGAGUGCAUAGCACGAAACUCGGAGUUACAGCAAAAUCUUGCCUCUUUGAUAUCAUUUGAAUUAUGAAUUAUCUUAAUUUUUAAACUUUUUAUCAAAUAAAAGGAUCAGUAUAGAAACAAAAGUGA
Exaiptasia diaphana is the source of this 1945-nucleotide messenger RNA. RefSeq names its product amine oxidase [flavin-containing] B. The record is from RefSeq and is a predicted model, not a curated record. Gene Ontology annotation, molecular function: oxidoreductase activity. The coding region runs from base 96 to 1775 and encodes 559 amino acids. The transcript is spliced from 17 exons. NCBI's taxonomy places the organism in Eukaryota, Metazoa, Cnidaria, Anthozoa, Actiniaria, Aiptasiidae.